AUGGCUAAGUUCUUGAAAGCUGGUAAAGUUGCUAUCGUUGUCCGUGGUCGUUACGCCGGUAAGAAGGUCGUCAUCGUCAAACCACACGAUGAAGGUACCAAGUCUCACCCAUUUGGUCACGCUUUAGUUGCUGGUAUUGAAAGAUACCCAUUAAAGAUCACCAAGAAACACACUGCCAAGAAGGUUGCUAAGAGAACUAAGAUCAAGCCAUUCAUCAAGGUUAUCAACUACAACCACUUGUUGCCAACCAGAUACAGUUUGGAUGUCGAAUCUUUCAAAUCCGUUGUCUCUACCGAAACUUUCGAAGAACCAACUCAACGUGAAGAAGCUAAGAAAGUCAUCAAGAAGGCUUUUGAAGAAAGACACCAAGCCGGUAAGAACCAAUGGUUCUUCUCCAAGUUGAGAUUCUAA
This is a messenger RNA of Vanderwaltozyma polyspora DSM 70294, 411 nucleotides long. It is a transcript of the gene RPL27B, whose product is annotated as 60S ribosomal protein eL27. Gene Ontology annotation, biological process: translation. The transcript is spliced from 2 exons. NCBI's taxonomy places the organism in Eukaryota, Fungi, Ascomycota, Saccharomycetes, Saccharomycetales, Saccharomycetaceae. The record is from RefSeq and is a predicted model, not a curated record. Gene Ontology annotation, molecular function: structural constituent of ribosome. Gene Ontology annotation, cellular component: cytosolic large ribosomal subunit; ribosome. The coding region runs from base 1 to 411 and encodes 136 amino acids.